Micropterus salmoides (largemouth bass) is the source of this 2966-nucleotide messenger RNA. Its product is annotated as sushi domain-containing protein 4-like. The transcript has 10 exons. The coding region runs from base 103 to 1872 and encodes 589 amino acids. NCBI's taxonomy places the organism in Eukaryota, Metazoa, Chordata, Actinopteri, Centrarchiformes, Centrarchidae. The record is from RefSeq and is a predicted model, not a curated record.
CAGCUCAGCUGAUGCCUCAGUCUGAGCUUGCGUAGCGGAUGUCAAGCUAGCCGUUAGGGAGCUAGUUAGCGGUUAGCUGUACCGCUCGGUUCGUAAAAUCAUAUGUUUGUUGUUUCAACAGCAACGUUAAAUGUCUUAGGUGUAGCUGAGAAAUUGGUGAUAAAUGUCUACAGUGUGAGAAAGCGGUGGUGGUGGUUUUGCGGCCGUGUGUUUGUGGUUGAAUUGACUCUGCAGGGGAAGAUGUGCAAUGGAAUGAUAGAGUCUAUACCAAAAGCCUUUUGGGCCCACACCUCAGCCACUAAACGGUCUUUCUCGUUGUUGCUGGUACUCACUGCAGUGUCCGCUGGGCAAGGGUCAGGAUGUGUGAGGCCAUAUAUGGUCCAGAACAGCUGGGUAAACCUCACAGAAACCAACAGGGGCUCGUUCCCUGUGGGCACUGUGCUACAGUACAGCUGUGACCCCGGUUACCUGCCAGACGGACCUAGCAUCCUCACCUGCAACACACCGGGACGCUGGUCCUCUGACCCCCCUCACUGUAUACGCAGUGGUGCAUGUCUACCCCUCUCAAAACCCGAGAAUGGAGGCUACAUCUGUCAUCCAUCCCCCUGUCGAAUGUUUUCUCAUGGCACUGUGAUUGAGUUCUUCUGUGAUGAGGGUUUGGUUCUCAGUGGAGACUAUAACUACCUGACCUGUCAGGAUGGACAGUGGGACGGCCCCAUGCAGAUCAGUUGUGUCAGCCAAGGUUGUGUAAGACCCUCUACGGUGCAGCAUGGCUCAACUAAUCUGACAGACACCAACAGAAGCUUGUUCCCUGUGGGCACGGUGCUGCAGUACAGCUGUGACCCCGGUUACCUGCCAGAUGGACCUAGCAUCCUCACCUGCACCACACUGGGACGGUGGUCUUCUGAACCUCCUCACUGUGUACGCAGUGACGGCUGUGUAAGACCCUCUACGGUGCAGCAUGGCUCAACUAAUCUGACAGAAACCAACAGAAGCUCGUUCCCUGUGGGCACGGUGCUGCAGUACAGCUGUGACCCCGGUUACCUGCCAGAUGGACCUAGCAUCCUCACCUGCACCAUACUGGGACGGUGGUCUUCUGAACCUCCUCACUGUAUACGCAGUGACGUAUGCCAGCCUCCAUAUCAGCCAGAGAACGGGGGCUACACCUGCCACCCCUCCACAUGUGAAAGACUCACUCAUGGCACUGUGAUUGAAUAUUUCUGUGAUGAAGGCUAUAUUCUUAAGGGAGACUAUAAAUACCUUACCUGUCAGUAUGGGGAAUGGGACAGCCAAGUGAAGCUCAGCUGCCUCAUGGAGCAAGAUCGCAAUCCAACUUUACCAUUGGGGAUGCCCGCCUUGUCAAUAGUGGCAUCCACAGCCAGUUCAGUGGCCCUAAUCUUGCUCCUGGUGGUGCUGUUUGUACUUCUGCAGCCAAAAAUCAAGUCCCUCCAUCGACGGGACCAGGGUGUGUCCGGCCAGCCUGUGUCAAUCAUGGUGGAAGGAGUCCAGGUGACUCUGCCCUCGUAUGAGGAGGCUGUGAGUAGUAGUGGGGCCUCAGCCAACAGCUCAGAGUCUCGAGUCCAGAUAGUCCUGUCUGAGGGCCAGCAUGCCACAGCGCCAGAGGCUGGCCCCUCUAGGCCUUUAUCCCUCAAACAACAGCAGUCGGAGAUGGCUGUGGUCCACCCUGUACCGCUGUCCUCAUCCUCCUCGUCACCCUCGCCCUCAUCCUCUACCUGGGUUCUGGAGCACGUAGGUGCUGCAGCCCCUUCAUCCUCACAAGAAAGGCCGUCUGCAGGCAGCGACCAACACAGCCUGUCUCUGGACUCUGAGAUGGACUACUCUGAUGAUAUGCCGUUGCUGAAGGAGGCCUGAAAAAAGCUGCAGCCUUUUGACUUUCCCGAGACCACCAGCAUUAUUACUGAGCUGUACCGGUGACCGGGAUGCCAUUUGAAGAGGCCCUGAGUGAAGCUGUGGGUCGCUCAGAAUAGUUCCUCUGACCAUCUCAAAGGAGAACAGAGAAGGGAUUCACAUGUACAUACAUGCUUUUAUUGUUUGGUUUUUUUUUUUUUUAUAGGAAUUCCUUCACUAUGUAUGUACAGCUACAGACUGAAUGAAUGGGCAAAGCUGCUCAUUUUGGGAGCUAAAUAUCUCAUCAGUGUCUUGUUUUGUCUCAUUAUUUAAGGUGUUAUUAAUCAUGACUCAUGCCAUUUCAUACAUCACUGUACAGUUUAAGGCUUCUUGUCCACCCAUGAGUUUCACUCUGCUGCAUAUUUCAUUGGACUGAGGGCAAACACUUUAAGAGACUUGUUGUUUCAGGCCUGUAUUCAGCACAUUUCAUCCUUGCAAAGAGUUCACAUGUAUUCUCUUCAUACUCAUACCCUUGCCCCAAUGGCCUUAGCUUUCCACUUCUAUGCACAGGUAUCUAUAAUAUGUCAAAUAAGGAAUUUCAAAAAUGAAUGUCAGUUAAAUGCCUCCACUGCUUAGUGUAAUAUGUGUGGCUUUGUCAGACACAUCACUUGUACACCAGAAAAUAUUGUUCUUUUUAAUUUAUGCAGGCUGCUUGGAAAUUUCUAUUUUUAAGUCUUGGAAACUGAAAUGUGUAUUUAAUUUAUUUGUGUCCAGAACGCUGUUGACCAGCUUUGGCUUUUUUUUUAAUGCUUCCACAGCUCUUAGAAAUGUAGUUCUUUUCACUUUGCCUCUUCCAUUUUAACUCUACUGCAGGCACGUUAUGUGACACUGUAAACAUGGUUGUGAAGAUCCAACACAAAAAUGAGUAAGUGUACAGAUUAGUGUAAUGUCUGUGUUCGCUUUGUUUGACUGUCCAUUGAAUUUACUUUUGGACUGAGGAAUGGAUUAGUUUUUGUUUGUGAAGAUGGUAUUUUAAUAUAUGUAAAAAGUUUUAAGUUAAGUUUACUCUGUAUAUACCAUGUGGCCAUUUUGAUUAAAUAUUAUUUGAGGUGUUCAAA